AUGCGUCUUCCAAUCACCGUCUCUCUCCUCGCCCUAGCACUCGUGCUGGCAACGAGUGCCACAGCACACAGGAGCGCUUCGGAAAGUAUUCCUGUCCGUCCCAAAUUUGACGGUAUCUCCGUUCCUGCAGGUGCUCAUCACGCGCCGCUAAAGGGCAGCGAUCACAAGCAACACUUGUCUGCCAGAGUUCUCAAGCAAGCUGGAUUGUACAAGAACUCAACCAAGGCGUACCAAUCCGAUCAGUUGCUCGAUGACGCUCCGCAGGACGGGCGCGCACACCCUCCACACGAGCGUGCCGAAGAGAUUUCGGGCGAUGUGCACCCAUCGUCUGCCCCAACAGAGCAGGGUCAUGCUGGGAAGCCACCCUCGUGGAAGCACGACAGUAAGCCUCCGUCAGGCCCCCGUCCUCAAGAAAACGGUCUCAACGCGCGGGACGCCUCUGAGCAACCGGUGAACGCAAGUCACGAAUACCGAAACAACCAUCACGGUGCCAAAGGAAGCAACCGCCAUCCAAAAGCUCCGCCAAACGGCCCAUCAGGGACCAAAGCACUUCGUCCAGCAGAGCGUGACGAGCAUCAAGAUGCUGACGAGCCAAAGCUUGACUCUGAUCAAUCUGAAGAUGGAUCUCCGAUGAACAAGCCGUCUGAUGCUCCGAAGCCGUCUGGUCAGCCACCAAAGCACUAUCGCAAACCUGCAAGCCAGCCGGAUGGCGCACCAGAGCGCCCUCAAGCACGCUCGGAUGAAGUCAAAAAAGGUGACAAAGAGGACAACGGCAGGAUUUGGCCAGGACCAAAGGCACCCAAAGGUGCAAAGCCCAGCGAUGAACCUCGUCCUCUACCGACCCAAGAUGCUCCAAAGGGCGGCAAAGGCAAAGGUCAACAAAAGUCUGGAGAUGAUCAGGCCGAGAAACGUCACGAGAAGACGUCACACGACGAGGGGCGUGUUGGGUCUGCUCCACCCACCAAGCUGGAUCAUCAUCCAAAGAGACCCACCGACGGCGCCGGACGUCCACCAAAGCCUGCCUCGCAGCGUCGAGGGAUUGAACAAGGUGAAGAUGGCACGAAUGAAGAGUCGCAGCGUUCAGAUGCUGAGAGACCCAAGCGCAAAGGUCCUCACCAGCCGUCAAAGGCACUUCAGCCUGCUGCCCGUGAUCACGUGAAUCAGGAGCACGGACGUGAUUCAAAGCCAGAAAAACCUCUCAAGUCUGUGCCGGCUGCUCAGAAGCAACAUGGUCCAAAGCACGGUAAGGGUCAGAAACCAGCAAAGGUAAGACGCGUGCCUUUUGGCAAGCCGGCUGAAGCGCGAAUUUAG
Messenger RNA from Ceraceosorus bombacis, 1311 nucleotides. The record is from the annotation of a GenBank genome assembly. Lineage: Eukaryota; Fungi; Basidiomycota; Exobasidiomycetes; Ceraceosorales; Ceraceosoraceae.